GACGACUGCUCCUCAGGAGUCCAACGAGACAGCCCGCGAAAACCCAUCAGGUAAUGCUAGCACGGUAACCCCAUUCUCACAUAAGCCAGGGGGUAUUUAAAAGCACAAACUUCUACUUAUGUAGCCGGUGUGAUCCUGUAGGGGAAGGGUAUAUUGGUGGAAGCUUAUCUUAGUAAUCUAGAAGAGCCUUCAGCAUCAACGCACCCAAGUGGCUACUGCUAACUUUAACCAAGGUUAGAAAAACGUUUCUCCCAACUCUGUGCGGGUAAGGUGUCGCACUGUGAGGUGAAAACGUAUGUAGAACAGGAAAGUGCUUAGCUCGAUAGUUUAAGGGAAGCUGUGAAAAAGAAUCAGUAAAAUACACGAUUUAGCAGAGCCAACUGCUUGUUAGCCAAUGCUAGCAAAAAGUAGCCCCCCGCCACAAACAUUUUAAUAAAAGUACAUUAAACAAAUUUUAACGCGUUGUUAUCAUUCCAUCUGACCACUCGGAAAAAGCGUAGCAUGUUUAAAACUAAUUGUAAAUUUCCUUCUCUCAUGUAAUUCAUGCAACAUGCUCUCCCAGAGCUUUUCUAAUGCGCCUAGCUAAAGCAGCCGGUGGGCGUGGUUCAGACAGCACAUGUUUGCCCCUGUCCUGUCAACAGUGCAGCAUGCAGCCAUGCCCAUAGAUUUAAACCAUAGGAUAGUUUCGAUUUACAAACAGGACAUUAUUUCUUUAUUCUAGACACUUGGGUCCAUACAAGCACUUGAUUUAAAUUGAUCUUGUGUCAUUCGAACAUAUUCAACAACUUGGCCACAUAGAUUUAAUAAUUCACAAGCAUGUAUGUGAACAUUGCAUUCAACUGUCCACAUGGAGGCAAAGCACGCGUUGUGUUUGAGAAGCGGCAGAAAGAAGCAAAAACCUUAGCUGAUCCUGUCCUUCCAUACAGCAUCAAAUCAUUUUAAAAGAAAUAAAAUUCCUUUGUGUAACCAUGGCAUAAAUAUCAGGAGAAACAUUGACAUGACAAAUCAGUGGACUAGUUUCAUGAGCACAAAGCACAAGAACAAUUUUUUUUGUUGUCACUGUACUGUUGUGGGUGAACUGAGAAGGUGAGCCUUGACUGCAGUUUUGGGGUCCUAAAAGGUUUUCAUACAGUACAUUUUUGCAUUAAUUUACGACAUGGCAUAGAAACAAGGCAGAAGCAUUUUGGUGAAAACAGUUUCCACGUCCUUGAAGCUUUUUCAAUCUAGCUUUUCUGUAAUUGCACAACAGGCUACCUAUAAGAAAUAGAGUAUGAUGGAUUUUAAAUUGCUCUUUUUGCACAUCACAUAGUACAGGAAACUCAUGUGAAACACGCAAAUGAUACUUGAAAUAAAAGUUUCGUAUAAUAACAUGCAAAAGUUGUGAUAUGGGUUUGGUGUUGCAAGAAAAAGAUUUAUUCAAGUAGCCAUCUUCAAUUUUCAAAUUUUGAGAGAGAAAAACAGCUUCAAAAUCUUUUUGAAAUAGAUCAAAUCAAAUGGGCUACUUGGUCUGAGCUUUUUCUUAAAUGAGUGAAUAUCUUGUUAUCUCUUUCUGCAACAGUGGGAAAAGUUUCCAUCCUUUAAAGUUUAUUUGACCGAAGCUUGCAUGAGGUAGAACUCUAACAUCAGGCUUUUUCAUAUUAUAUGGAGCUGUAGACUAGACUGAGUAGGACCAUUAAAAUACUUUUUAAUUUCUUGUUUUUUUGUUAAUCUGUAACUAGAUAUGGUUUCUAGUGAAGAAAGGGAAAUGCUAAGAUUUUUUUUCCUGUGAGCUGAAAUGCUAGAUGAAACCAUACCUGAGCAAUGCUGUAGGUGGCAGUGUUCCUUUAUAAACCAGAAAAGGAGACGUCUGAACAUCUACUACAUUUUUCAGACGUCGGUUUAAGUUUUAAUGAAAAAUGAACUAUUUUGGCAAGAUAGCUAAACUCAGCAAUUAACACUAAAGCUAUUACCAUAUGAUCUGUAGACCUCUUAACUUUUACAUGAAAGAAUGGAUCAAGUAAAGCAUCUUCUGGGGCUUUAAGAGAUGCUGGUGGGGAUUUUGUGUGUGUGUGUGUGUGUGUGUGUGUGUGUGUGUGUGUGUGUGUGUGUGUGUGUGUGUGUGUGUGUGUGUGUGUGUGUGUGUGUGUGUGUGUGUGUGUGUGUGUGUGUCCUGUCCUUCUCUAUUUCAGAAUAGUUGAAAACAUAUACAGUACAGGCCAAAGGUUUGGACACACCCUCUCAUUGUCAUGUCAAAAUAGCCACCCUUUGCUCUUGAUGACAGAAGUACUUAGUGACUGACUCUGUCAGUACUAAGUAACCCGGACAAGGCACACCUGUGAAGUAAAAACCAUUUCAGGUGACUACCUCAUGAAGCUCACUGAGAGAACAGUAAAAGUUUGCAGCGCUAUCAAAAAAGCAAAGGGUGAUUACUUUGAGGAAUCUAAAAUAUAAUACAUGUUUUCAGUUAUUUCACACUUUUUUCUUAAGCACGAUUCCACAUGUGUUCAUUCAUAGUUUUGAUGCCUUCACUGAGAAUCUACAAUUUUAAUACUAAUGAGAAUAAAGAAAAUGCAUUGAAUGAGAAGGUGUGUCCAAAACUUUUGGCCAGUACUGUAUAUUCUGUGUUUUGUUUAGGUAAGAUGUCAGGGUAAGAAUGUGAAUUAUCUGUGAUGAAUCAACUAAGCAGCCAUGUAGAAUUGUAAAAUAGAAUAGCAGCUAUACUUACAGAAAUACUCAACAUAUUUCACAUGAUCUCUGCAAGUUAGAAGAAAAACAUUUCUAAAAAACCCUUUUCUCAUUCUGUGUGAGUUGUUAGAGAUAUGCUUUCAUUAAAAUUAUGUUUUUGGGUUGCAGACUCAAAGUUUGAAAAUUUAUUGGGGAUGUGGCGAGAAAAACAAGUGAUUCUUUUUAGAUCUGUGUAGCCUGCUUGUGACGUCUUCUAGAGACAGGCAGCUCAAAGCCACAUUAGCCACAGCCAGCAUAGCCCAUUCAAAUUAUGGACUGAACUCUGGGUAAGAAAGGCAUUAGUAUAAAGUUUAUAGAUGUAAGGAAUAGAAGUAGAAUAUAGUUUUGCAUUAGGCUGUUGAGGAGCCACCAGAUAUCAUCAAAAUGUGAUGUUUUUACACAAGCACUGAACCUACCUCUUACUUCUUAUUUAGGAAAACGUGACGACUAGCAACAGGCUGGAGCAAAGACAGUCUCUCUCUCUCUUUAUGGCCUUCAGACAACACAAUGUCUGAUGUGAAAGUCCGUCCCACAGUGAGUGCAAAUCCUUCUCCACCAGAGGUCAUAAAUUCUAAGACGCCCGGUCGUGUGACCAAUCAGCUACAGUAUCUGGAGAAGGUGGUCAUCAAAGCUUUAUGGCGGCAUCAAUUUUCAUGGCCCUUUCGCCAGCCAGUUGAUGCAGUGGCACUGCGCCUUCCCGUAAGUAAUAAAAAUGUGCUUCUCUGCAAAACCAGAUCUUUUAGCUGUGCUGAGAAAUUACAAGUUCUCUUUGAACUCCAGCUUUUCUCUGGUAUAAAUGUUCAAAAUAUGUUGGUACUUGAAAGACUUGUGUUUGGUGUAUUUAUGCAAGUGUCUUUGUUGUCUUCCAGGACUAUUAUACCAUAAUUAAAAAUCCUAUGGAUCUGGGCACUAUUAAGAAACGUCUUCAGAACAGAUACUACUGGCAAGGGCUUGACUGCAUCAAAGACUUUAACACCAUGUUCACAAACUGCUAUGUUUACAAUCAGGUAAGAAAAUACUAUUUUUAGAGCUGUAAAAUCAGUGGACAUACAGUUUCAAAGUGUACAUCAAACUGAAGAAGAAAAAUCAGGGAAAUCUUGUCAUGCUGAAGUAGUUUUUAUAUAAAAGUUUGAUUAUAGACCUUGCUGACAAAAAUAAAAGAAAGCCAAAUGCUAAAUUAGCUAAACAGUUGAAAAAAUGGUAUAAAUCGCAAUGUAUUGUAUCGCAAUAAUCACUGUAUUGCAAAAUGUUAAAAAUCACAAUAAUGUCGUAUUGUGGCCCAAGUAUCUUAAUUAUAUCGUAUCGAAAGGCCAUUGGUGAUUUCCACCCCUAGUAGCCUGUGUGAGCUAAUUUUGUUGCCACUUUUCCUCUUUAUUGUAAUAGCAUUACCAGUUGACUUGGGUGCUGUCAACUGAGUAUAAGAUGUACUGUUUGUCUCUGCAGCCUGGGGACGAUGUCGUUAUUAUGGCACAGACCAUGGAGAAGCUUUUCUUGCAGAAAAUUUCCAAAAUGCCAAGGGAAGAGUGUGACAUCACAGAAACAACGGCAAAGGAACCAGCAAAAAGCAGAAAGACAAACACAGGUCCUACAGGAUGUAAUCUUAUAUACUGAGAUGUUCUUACUUGUGAUAUGUAUGUAAAAGGGAUUUAUCGUUAAACACUAGGCUUGCAUAUACAUUAAAAUCAUUCUUGCAGAUACAUGUGAGAAAGAUUUUAAUGUAUCCUACAACAACAAAUCCACCAGCUGUAAUGUGAUCUGGAAAGUGAUAGUACUUCCUUUCACUCGGGCCUGAUUCUUGUACAUGCAGGUGCAAUCAAGCAAAGAUCCCCUGUGUCAGAAGUUGUUCUCCAGCAGAUGGUGACAGUCAUACCUCCUGAUGUGCCUCAGCUCACAAAACCUAUUCAGCUCCCUUCACACAUUGAUGCAACAGUAAGUAAAUAAGUGGUUAACAGGCAACUUGAAUAGUAUUUAGAAUUGCUAUAGGCUUGAAAUACCCUAACUUAAAAAUUUGUAUGCUCUUGUAUUGAUCUGGGUUGUAAGGAAUGUUGUGGUGGUGGUGGACUAGACUCAGGCUAUGUACAGAGGGAAUGAACAUGUAAAUUUGCUAAAGUUAGAUGGACAUAGAUUUAAAAAUACUUUUAAGUGCAGAAUGAGUCCCGACAAACUCAACGACAAAAUAAAAUUAAGAAAACCUAUAAAAUAUAACCUAGUUUUGAGUGAUUAAAAAGUCAUUGACAUCAACGUUGCUUCAUGAGAUCUUAAAAGAUGUUGUGAAUAAAACCCUCCAGGUGUCAUUUUUGGAUUAAUUGUCAUUCAAGAUAAAUCCAAGAUACACCUUGGUUCUUGUGCAUGUCUUUUCAUUUUGGUAAAAAAGCAAUUAAAAACAAAUGACAUGGCUGAAAAAGCUUGGUCAACUCAGAACCGCAUUGAUAUUACACAAACAUGCAUGACACACUUAUUACGUUCCAAGGAAAUUCUUCAAGUUUGGAAAACUUAAAAAAUUUACAGCAGAGUUACCUGAUGCUUUCAUGUAUAACCUGUGUUUGUACUCGUACUGUAAAUUCCUUAAACCAAUUUUUUUUCCUACUUCAAGUUAUAUCCUACUUUAACCAUAUGAUACAAUUUUUUUAACCUCCCUCUAAAUAUUCAGAUUAAACACGGGUGUAAGAGGAAAGCAGAACUCAUUGCCGCCACCACCACCUCAGGGAUCACCAGCAGUGAGGUUUCUCCUCCUGAGGAUCAUCCAGCACCUUGCACAUUGAUCCCCAGGCGAGGAAGUGGAAGACCCAUCAAACCUCCCAAGAAAGACUUACCAUCCUUUGACGAGAGGAAGGUCAGACUGUCUGAGCAGCUCCGGUGCUGUAAUGAUAUUCUGAAGGAGCUGCUGUCAAAGAGGCACUACAUGUAUGCAUGGCCAUUUCAUGCCCCAGUUGAUGCAGUUGCUUUGGGCUUACAUGACUAUUGUGAUAUCAUUAAGCAGCCUAUGGAUCUCAGCACCAUAAAGGUAAGCUGCUGAUUACAUGGGAUUUAUAACAUGAUUUCCUUCAUAAGUUGUACAUGUUUUCCUCUCACUGUCAUUUCCUCAGAAAAAGAUGGAUCACAGAGAGUAUGCAAAUGCAAAGGAGUUUGCUGCUGACAUUCGGCUGAUGUUCUCCAACUGUUAUAAAUAUAAUCCACCUGCACAUGAGGUGGUCUACAUGGCAAGAAAACUGCAGGUAUAAAAUGUGUUUUUCUAUCAAUCAAAUAUGGCAAAUGGAGCCCAUGCAGGUUGGGGAUAUAAAUAAAAGUAUGACGCAAUAACAAAAUCAUAGCACUUCAUUCAUACAUUUGCAUAUUACACUUUUAUUUUUUGUUUCCUAUCAGAAUGUUAUUUUCCCAGGGCCAUAAAUCAAAUCAAAAUCAGAAAUAACACAAACAUUGAAACAUUUCUUGGUCUAGCAUUAAAGAUGUGCUAACAAUUUCAAAGCAUUUUUGGUGCAAAUGUGGAGACUAAAUUUAGUGCACAGCAUUAGGGAUCUUUUCACAGAAAGAUCUAAGUCUUAGGUAAAGUCAGGUGUAGACUCUGCCAAUUUGAGCUGAUUCUCACCCAGUCAUUCAGUGGUAUCAUUGUGUUUGAACCUGGGCCAAAUUUCUGCCUGAAUAUGUCAUUGCUGUGUAGUGUAAGAGGGCCUACAAUAAGUCAGCUGCCUCUGGCCGGUAGGAUGAAUUUCUGGCAUGUCUGAAAAUGGUUGGCUUGACUGCAUCCUCCUGUACAGUGAAAGCAAGACUGUGAGCUGAUUCCCGAGCUUCAGGACUUUCUUGCUUGUGGAAAAUUGCAGAGAGCCUUAGGGCAACACUAAACUGCAGAUAUACAGCAGUCAGUCAUUAUGACCUUCUGUGCACUCUAAUGCAGUCCAAUACAACAGCCCUACCACACAUGGUACUUUAACAAAGCCUCUACACUGUAAGAGUUUGUUGACAUUACAGGGUAGUGAUGCUAGCACUUGAUAUUUGUAAAUAGAGUCAUAACCUUUGACAUCCAACUUGCUUGUGUGGAAGUUUUUCAAAAGAAACUUUGCUGACAGUUGUCAAAGUUCCGUCCCAUUAUAAGUCAAAGAAAAUGUCAGCUUCAGUCAAUGUCAAUGUCAGCUUUAUUUAUAUAGCACAUUUAAAAACAGCCAGUGGCCUACCAAAGUGCUUUACAGUAAAAUAGCCAGAGACAGUAAAAACUAUAAAAACAAUAAAAGCAUAAAACAUAUAAAAACAUAAAAGAACAAUAUAGAUAAACAUAGCACAUAAAUUAAGUACUCAAUACAAGCAGCUAAUGUUUGCGUUAGUCAUACAGUAUGAGAUCUGUUUCCACGACAACUUUUAAAAAGUUGUACAGCUCAUACAAAGUUUUAAAAGAUGAUCUAAAAGGAUUUUUUCACACUUAAGUCAAUAUGUUAUGAAUGCUAAUUAGAGAUUUGACACCAUAGCUGCUAGAUUAUGCAGGUAAAUACAUACUUAAUUCAUAUAUUCUUGUUAGGAUAAGCAGCUGUCAUAAAUCCCAUUGUAUGGUCCCUGGCCACCACUUGCUCUAAGACAUAAGCCAACCUAAACACUAAUAAGGAGACAGACUAUUAUGGACAUAUUGAAAAGCUUGGUAUUUGGGGAUUUUGUGUGCGUCUGUGUUUCAUGAUUUGAUUUUUAGAUUAUUCAAAUAGCUUGAUCCUGAGUUAUCAUUUGAAGUAGGAAUAUGAAACUGUUUGAAGUCUGUUAAAAAAAUAAAAUAAAUCAGUCACCUCUAAAAGGUGUAUAGGGAGUAAAAAGUUCCAUAAAUACUGACAUUUUAUGCGGUUAAAGGGUUUCUAUGAACCAUAUCUGUCUUUAGAUUCUGCUGAUUAUGAUAUUUGUGAUUUUGGUUGCAGAUGAAGUGUUUGAGAUCUACCCAGCAAGCACACCUUAAUAAAAACAGGCUGUUUAUGUCAACAGGAGGUUUUUGAGGACCGUUUUCUAAAGGUUCCUCAAGAACCAGAGGCUGGUCCUUCACCUCAUCACCAAGUGAAAACGGGGAAAGGACACACUGUUGGAAACGAGUCAACAUCAGCAAGUUCUGAUAGUGAAAGCUCCUCAGAGACUGAGAGUUCAUCAGAAGAAGUGGCUGUACAACUGACCAGCCUAGGGGAGCGGGUUGGUAUAUACAUGCCAGUAAAUAUGCACAUGGCUUUUGAGAAUUCUUUCACUACAGUUCAUUUUACCUAAUUAUGUCAUUAAUGGCUGGCUCCUCAGUUAAAAGCUGUGAGUGACCAACUGAAGAGCCUCAUGCAAGAGCCCCAGCAGAAAAAAAAGAAGAAAGACAAGUUGAAAAAGGAAAAAAGAUCCAAAAUAAAGUCCAUUGCUAAAUUAACCCACAAAUCCAGCAAAUACAAACGCAUAGUUGAAAAAGUGGCAAACAUCAGGAGCUCAGCUGUGUAAGUGAGCACCUUUACCUGUUUGAACAUGGUCUUUCACAAAGUGGUUCGCUAAUAAUAGAUGGUUUUUUAUCUGUUUGUAGGCAUGGCAACAGGCAUGAUAUCCAUGGAGUACAUCCAAAAUGCAAGACUGAGGUCUCAUCAAAGCCAGUGACUUACCAGGAGAAAAGAAAGUUAAAAGAAGAUGUCACCAAGCUGUCAGGUAAUAAGCUGGGCAAGUUGGUGAAAAUCAUUCACGCCAGGGAGUCGUGUCUGAGAGAUUCUACUCUUGAGGAAAUUGAGGUCGACUUUGAACUCCUCAAGUCCUCCACACUGAGAGCCCUGCAGAAGUUUGUUGGAGCAUGUCUGAAGAAAAGGAACAAGAAUGUUGGCAGUAAGUACUGCUCAAAUCUUAAGCUUUCAUCCGCCAGUAAACCAUUUAUUUAGAAGUAACAAGUGUGGAAAGUUAAAGGUUUUCAAAAGCUUUUUCUGAGUAGAAUGGUACUAUCUUCACUGCCCUGAAGACAAAAAGCAGGUAAAGUCCUCAGGAGGUUCAAAAGCUGGGAAAACAAAGGAGGCUGAAAAGCCUGAGGUUGGCAGUAAGGAGCAGCACUUCAUGAAGAAUAAGCCAGUAGGUAAGAGCUGCAAACUAGGUUAUCAGUCUCAUCACAGUCACAAUUUGAAACGUGAGGCAUCGACUCUAACUUUUUUCAAACAGCCAAAGCCAGUCCAUCUUCUGACCUCAGGCAUCCUUCACACCUCACUGAUAACAGCAGCCACAGCAGUUCGUCACCCAGCAGCAGCAAUACCAGUAGCAGUGAUUCUGAAGCAGGUUAGCCGUUCUUUUUUCAAACACCUCUCCUCUCAUCUGCUGUCGUUAAACCUAUUCCACUUUUACUAUUCUAAAAGGGGUUCAUGUACUGCUGCAGUGCACUUUGAGGAUUUACUACCAUGUUUAAUACCAUGUCUAUCUUGAAUGUUGUGUAUUUUUGCACUCUCAUGUCUGCCGAGUUAUUUUUUUGCAUUAUUAACUUAAGCCCACCUCUUGACCCUUUAAAGAUACAUGAAGAAUUUCCAGAGCUAACCCUCAGUAUUAUCAUUUACAGAAAUCUAAGUUAAUACACCAGUGUGAUUAAAAAUAUAAGCAGUGUCACACCUUUCUCUGCAUCACCAAGUAUUCUAAGUAUAUAUGUAUACUUCUUAAGUUCAUUUAAAUCAACAAUAACAUAUGUCCUAGAGCAGGGGUAGGCAAUUAAUUUUUACAUUGGGCCACAUGAGAAACCUGAACUGUGUUGGAGGGCUGAACCAACAAUAACUUCAACCACUUUCUGCUCAAUAUUCAUUAUCUCCCAUUGUAAAAAGCAGUAAUUUAAACCCACAGACAUUAUAUAUGUAAACGUCUCAUAACUUGUUGGAGCAUAAGCCAGUGUUGCCACCAUAUUGGAUGGAUCUCCUCACUCCAGGCUCGGUAUUGAAACCAGAUCAUGUAGGAUUACAUUUCACAACUAAGAUUGAAAAAUUAUUUUAGUUAUUUUUAAUGUGUGACAGUGUCACACAUUUUAUGGUCGUAUUUUACGAGAUUUUUGAAAGAAACAUGAUGAAGUGGUUUAUAAUUGAUGUAAACAGUUUGGGGGGUACAAAGGUCUGCUGCCCGACUCUGUAGGCUCUAAUUUAUUAAUAAUCUUUUCUUCUAGUGCCGAAGACCAAGAAGAAAAAAAGAACAUCUUUCCAGAAGACAAAGUUGAGUGAGUCUCACCCUGCUGGGAUUAAACAGAUAUCAGGGACAAAAGAUUUGACAAACACCACAGCAAAGACAUCUCAGCCCUCUCCUGCUGUGUACCAAUCAGAAACCACCUGUGAUGGGCUGACUUUUUCACCUCCAGGUACCAGGUUUUACGAAACCUUUUUUUUAUUUUAACAUUAACAGUUACGUAAAAUAAAGAGAAAAUCUGGGUCAUUCAUGCUUGAUUUAAAUUUCAGUUACCCUUUGUCCUUUUUGAUAGCAAAGUAAAAACCUAUGUAACUGUGAAACUGGGUUAUACUGGAUAUGUCAGGAUUUCACUGGUAUAAGCUACAUUGUCCUCUCUCCCAACCUUUCCCCACUGUUUGUCCUGGUGCCGUGUCAGCAUCAAUCCUGAACUGACAGAUCAGCUUUAUUAGCAUUCUCACUGCCAGUUGCCUUACAUCAUAAAUCCUAUAAUAACAUAUAUAAUGAAACCCUUGUCUUCAAGGCCCAUUACCUGAGGGUGUUUGCACCCAUUUCUUUUUCAUUUGUGCUCAGUGUCCUUGAGAAACUAAAAAGUUCAAGCCAGGUUUUAAGGAAAGUGUUUCCUUCUCCUUCUUCCUUUGAUUGACUUAAACAACACAGUUGCCUGUACUGUAUGCUUGUCUGAAUGCAAAUUAACUCAAUUUCAUUUAUUCAAGUAUCAUGUCAAAGUUAAGUCUGCAACACAUUUCUGAGUGCGUUGUUUUCUUUUGACAGAUUUGUCUACCCUUUUGUCUCCCAUGGUAUCACCGGGAGUUAUGCUGAACUGGGCUGGGGCAAUAUUUGAGGUACUCCUGAUGACACUAAUACAUCACAGACAGCUAGUUUGAUUGCUUUAGAAUAGAGGGAAUUCUUUGAAACUCUUUUAAAAGUACUUGUGAUUGUGUUAGGAAUCUUGGCUUUAUUUCUGACUACCAGCUCUAACUUGAUAAGCAGACCAGUGUUGUUGUUUAAAACAAGCUUUUUCCAGCUCCGUCUUUAGCAAAGACUAAAUAUUAUUUUUCAAAGGCUGACCUUGAAAAAACUAUCCAAGCCUUUAUAACAUCUCAAAUAGAUUACUGUAACUCCUUGUAUGCAGGCUUGGACAAGUCAUCGAUCAACCGCCUUCAGCUCAUCCAAAACGCUGCUUCUCGACUCCUCUCUGGCAAGAAAAAGCGCAACCACAUAACCCUAAUUUUAGUGACCCUUCACUGGCUCCCAGUCUGCUUUCGCAUUGAUUUUAAAAUUCUUUUAAUUGUUUUUAAAGCCCUCAAUGGUCUUGCCUCUCUGUACCUGUCAGAGCUCCUGCAUCACCACUCCCCAGCCAAAGCCUUAAAGUCCUCUGACCAGUUGCUUUUGGAUGUCCCCAAAACCAGACUUAAGUCUAGAGAUGACAGGGCCUUUUCAGCAGUUGCCCCUAGACUCUGGAACAGUCUACCUGGCCAUAUUAGAGCCUCACAGGCCCUAGAGACUUUUAAAUCAUCCUUAUAGACCCACUUUGUCUCCCUUGCAUUUCAUAAAUGAGCACACACAAAGCAUUUUUAUUCUUUUUACUGUCAUGGGUUUCUAUUUGUCAAAAUUAGUUCUGUAAAUUAAGAAAGGGGGAGCAGGCAUGUGUCAUAUAUUCCUUUAGAUGGUCUAAAUCAUAAAAAUGUUGCUCUCAGUUUAACUAGCAAGAAGCUUUUUCAGUUCAGUUUGAUGGCAUUCUCACAUCACAAGAGGUUUUCAAGGUCUUUGAGAAAUAGCAACUUAACCUAUGCAAGCAGUUCCCCAUACAGUUCCACUUUAAUAUACUGUAUGAUACAUGCUUACUUGUUUAUGGUUAUGCAUUUACAUUAAAGUCUAACUAUUUGCACUUGCAGCAGGACCUAGUGCUGUCCCCCCUAAGACCACCUCAGUCCAAAGAUGAGUCGAGAUCCAGUAAGUCAGUCUUGACUUUUCUGUAUGGAUGUCCUAGUCUGGACUUGUCUAUGUUGUAAUGUUAUGUAUCCUGAAGUGAGCUGUUUUGUGAAGUGUUGUGUGUACAUUUUUAUCUUUACAAUGCAUCCUAAUAAAUUUAACUAAACAAAGUCUAUCCAGACUUUGACAGCACAAUUUUUCAAAAUUAAUAACACUUUUACAGCACAGUCAAUCAAAAAAAUGAUUAUGCCAGAUUCCAGAUCCCCUGAGGAGUUUCCAGACAGACAGAUGACCAGUGUGCUUUCCACCAACACAGCAGGUAAAUCGACUGAGGAGGAAAAAACCGAAAUAGCUAGGAAGGUAAGUCAUUUCCAUUUGGGAUCUAAACUAAACAGUUAUAAAGUUACCAACUUGACUAUGCAGUCAAUCUCUUUCCACCAGAUGGCACCCAAUCCUCAUCUACAGUGGAUAUAAAAAGUCUACACACCCCUGUUCAAAUGCCAGGUUUUCGUGAUGUAAGAAAAUGACGGCAAGAUAAAUAAUUUCACAACUUUUUCCACCUUUAAUGUGACCUAUAACCUGUAGAAUGCCGUUGAAAAACAAACUGAAACCUUAAAGGGGAAAAAUAAAAAAUAGAAAAGUUAAAAUAACCUGGUUGCAUAAAUAUGCACACCCUUAAACUAAUACUUUGUUGCAGCACCUUUGGCUUUUAUUACAGCACUCAGUCUUUUUGGGUAGGAGUCUAUCAGCGUGGCACAUCUUGAUGUAGAAAUAUUUGCCCACUCUUCUUUGCCAAACCGCUCCAAAUCUGACAGAUUGUGAGGGCAUCUCCUAUGCACAGCCCUCUUCAGAUCACUCCACAAAUGUUCGAUGGGAUUCCGGUCUGGGCUCUGGCUGGGCCAUUCCAAAGUCUAGAAUUUGGAUACACCUGCUGGUGCUACUUGGACACGUCAUCAGUGAAGUACCCGGGGUCAUAGGGUGUUUCGGGUCUUUAAUCUUCAUACACCCUCACCCGGGCGACCCAGCCGGGGGUGAUCAGUCCCCGACUUGUGUCCAAGUGGCGUGAUGUUCCACGGAUCCCCCCUACGGAUCCACAGCCACCGCGAGGCCCUUUCUGCGGCCUCUAGGAUGUUUCUGAUGGCUUUCUUCAAUCGCAGUCCUUUUACUCCAAGGAGUUUGAGGGAUCUCAGAAGUGAUUGGCCGGCGAAGCCUCGGCUCCCGACCUCGACUGGCUCACAGCGGGUUUUCCAGCCAUUGUUCCGGCACUCUGUGCUGAGCUCUGCAUACUUGGCUCUCUUGCGUUCGUGGGCCUCUUCGAUCCUGUCUUCCCAGGGGACUGUUAGUUCCAGGAUAACUACUUGUUUGGUGGACUCCGAUGUUAGUACCACAUCUGGGCGGAGAGAAGUAGUUGUGAUGUUGGCUGGGAACUUAAGCUGUCUUCCGAGGUCGACUUGAAGCUGCCAAUCGCGAGCGGUGGUAAGGAGCCCCCCUGUAGAGUUGGGAUGGUGAUGUUGUGCCUUCUGCCCUGCUCUAAUGAAUGUGAUUGCCUGUUUGGGGGCUGCCUGGGUCUUGCUGUGCUGGAUCGCUGUGCUGAUGGUUUCUGCCAAAGCUUUUAGGACUUGGUCAUGGCGCCAGCGGUACCGCCCCUCUCCUAGCGCUUUAGGGCAGCAGCUUAAGAUGUGCUCCAGGGUGCCCCUCUUCUGGCACAGUUUGCACUCGGGAGUGUCUACCAGUCCCCAGGUGUGUAGGUUGACCGGGCUGGGGAGGACGUCAUACACUGACCGGAUGAGAAACUUGGUGCGAGAUGGUUCUGCUUUCCAGAGCUCUGCCCAGGUGAUUCUGCGGGAAUCAGCCUGUUCCCACCUGGUCCACGCUCCUUGUUUGGACAUGCCAGCGAUCUUACUGCUGCGUUCUUCCUCCACCUCUGCACGUAUCUCGUCCUGGAUCAGUCGGCGCUUCUCCUCUCCACAGGCCAGAUCAUAACGUGGCUUAGGAAAGGAACCAAGACCUGCUCGUCCCGUUGCCACAGAGCCCACCAGCACUUUGUGCCUCAGUCGCAACUCGGCUCUAGUGACGGCUUCUUGUGCCCGCCACUUCCUCCCGGUUUUCACGAGGAUUCCUGCUGCUGCGACUUUGGUGUCUGCGGAGUCCCUGUACAUCAUCACCUCUCUGGAACGGGUGACUUUAAAUUCCUCUGUUAGUCCACUAAAGGGAAGGUGCAGCUUGUUGGAAUGGCCGUACAGGGCGAUGCUGCUUAAGGACCGAGGGAGCCCCAGCCAUCUCCUGAGAAACUGGCUGAUGGACUUCUCUAGAGCCUCUACCGUUGAUAUGGGUACUUCGUAGACUAACAGGGGCCAGAGUAUUCUUGGCAGGACUCCAUGCUGGUAGAUCCAGGCUUUGAAUUUUCCAGGGAGGCCAGAUUUGUCAACCGCUGUGAGCUAGGUGGACAGCUCACUCUUGGUUUGCUGUAUGGCAGCUGAGUCCUUCAGGGAGCUGUCGAAGAUCUUGCCCAGACUCUUGACCGGUUUCUCGGUCACUGAUGGGAUCCUGGUCUCUCCCAGGGCAAAGCGGAACUGGUCGGACACUUUACCCUUUUUCAGGACCAGGGACCUGGACUUAGCGGGCUUGAAGCUCAUCCUUGCCCAGGAGAUGAGCCUUUCAAGCCCCUGCAGAAGCCACCUGCACCCUGGAACAGAUGUUGUUGUCACCGUUAAGUCAUCCAUAAAGGCUCUUAUGGGGGGCUGCCGAGUCCCAGAUCUUGAUUUGGGCCCUCUGCAUUCCACUUCGGCAGACUUAACGAUCCAGUUCAUGGCCAGUGAGAAGAGGGUUACCGAUAUGGUGCAACCGGUGAUUAUCCCUUUCUCGAGGCGAUGCCAGGCAGAUGUUACUUGGCCUGAAAAGACUCGUGAGCUAAAGUUGUCGUAAUAGUCCAUGAUGAGUUUGCGGAUUUUGUCUGGAACAUGUUGUCUUCCCAGUGUGGUUUCGACAAGCUUGUGUGGGAUAGAUCCGUAAGCGUUGGCCAAAUCAAGCCAGAGGGUUGCCAGGUCUCCUUUGCUCUCUCUUGCCUCCCGGAUCAGCUGCGUCACCACACCCGUGUGUUCCAUGCAUCCAGGCAUUCCUGGGACUCCUCCCUUCUGGACUGAGGUAUCAAUGUAGGUGUUCUUCAGGAGGAAGUUUGUCAGACGCUGGGACACGAUCUUGAAAAAGAUCUUGCUCUCGACACUGAGCAGCGAGAUGAUGCGAAACUGCUCAAUUUUGCAAGAGCCCUCCUCCUUCGGGAUCCAGACUCCCUCAGCAUACCUCCAUUGUGCAGCGACCUUUCCUCUCCGCCAGAUCACCCUCAGGAUCUUCCAGAGACGUUUGCGGAGCUGAGGGCACUGUUUGUAAACUUUGUAGGGAACACCGCUGGGGCCAGGAGCAGAACUGGAUCUCGCAGCUCUGACAGCUUCCUCUACCUCCUUCAGGGUGGGCUCAGCGCUGUUGAAUUGGGUCCCUGGUUUUGGUGGUUCCACCAGUUCCCUACAAGGUCCGAGCUCGUGGUCCCUCAUGGCGUCACUGAAGGUGGCGUGGAGAUGAUGGUCAAUCUCCUCUACAGGGCAAGCGAGGUGGCCUCAAGGUGAGGUGGCGAGGAAGUCUCAAUCUUAUUCCGGUGAAGCCAUUCUUUUGUUGAUUUAGAUGUGUGCUUUGGGUCAUUGUCGUGCUAAAAGAAGUUCCUCUUCAUCUUCAGCUUUCUAGCAGAAGGCCGAAGGUUUUGUGCCAACACUUACUGGUAUUUGGAACUGUUCAUAACUCCCUCCACCCUGACUAAGGCACCCGUUCCAGCUGAAGAAAAACAGCCCCAAAGCAUGAUGCUGCCAUGACCAUGCUUCACUGUGGGUAUGGUGUUCUUUUGAUGAUGAGCAGUGUUGUUUUUGCGCCAAAUAUACCUUUUGCAAUGAUGCCCAAAAAGUUCAACUUUGGUUUCAUCAGACCAUAACUCAUUUCCCCACAUGCGUUUGGGAGAUUUCAGAUGUCUUUUUGCAAAAUUAAGCUGGGCUUUGAUGUUUUUCUUUGUAAGAUAAGGCUUCUGUCUUGCCACCCUACCCCAUAGCCCAGACAUAUGAAGACAGUGGGAGAUUGUUGUCACAUGUUCUACACAGCCAGUACUUUCCAGAAAUUCCUGCAGCUCCUUCAGUGUUGCUGUCAGCCUUUUGGUAGCCUUCCUGACCAGUUUUCUUCUCGUCUUAUCAUCAAUUUUGGACAGACGUCCUGUUGUGCCAUAUUUUCUCCACUUGAUGAUGAUGGUCUUCACUGUGUUCCAUGGUAUAUUUAAUUCCUUGGAAAUUCUUUUGUAGCCCUCACCUGACUGAUAUCUUUGAAUAAUGAGAUCCCUCUGAUGAUUUGGAAGCUCUCUGCUGACCACGGCUUGUGCUGGAAGAUGUGGCUACAAAAAUGUCAGGAAAAGCCUACUAGAACAGCUGAACUUAUUUGGGGUUGAUCAAAGGCACUUUAAUUGGUGACAGAUGUGUGCUGACUCCAAUUCAACCUGAGUUUAAAUGUUAUUGGUUAAAUCUGAACACAGCCACAUUUCCAGUUAUAAAAGGGUGUGCACACUUAUGCAACCAAAUGAUCUCAGUUGUUUAUUUUUACUUAACUUCCUUGAAAGAUUUCUGUUUGUUUUUCAGUUGUGUUGUACAGGUUAUAGGUCACAUUAAAGGUGGAAGAAGUUGUGAAAUCAUUUUUCUUGAUUUAAUUUUUUUACAUGACAAAAUCCUGGCAGUUGAACAGGGGUGUGUAGACUUUUUAUAUCCACUGUAUAACAACUUAAACACACAUAGGUUACUUUGUUAAUCUUUUUUUCUUUGUUUUUACGAACGAGACAUAAUUCUGUGCAUCUUAAUAAUUUAAUGCUGAUGAAUUAAUUUCUGUCAUUUAGGAAAUAGUUCUAAAAAAUGCAGUGUCUUGGAUGAAACUGGUGAGGCAGUCUCGCACUCAAACUUUGAUCAAGUCUUCAAAAGAGAGCUUCCAGCAGUUCAAGAAGGCUGUCGUUGAAAAGGAAGACCGUGAGAAAGCAUUGAAGAAGAAAGGGGAGGAAAGAAACAUGGAGCGACAAACUCCUGGUAAGAGCAGGUAAGAAGAGGAUGCAUUGCACUGUACACUAAAAGUUGGCAUAGCGUCUUAUGGAAGCCAAUGGCUUCAACCAGUUUUCUUUUAAAUUACCUACAAGGAAUUUGUGGGUGUUGAAAAAGUUAAGAGAAACUGUAUAAGAACAUACAACAGAAGCCUUAAGUCUUAAUAGUUUGUCCAAAACUUUUCAAAAGCUCAUGUAAUGUGACUAUCAGAAGUAAAUUAGUCACUGAGAGGGGAACUCAGGGAUCUGUGUAACACGCUGAAUCCAAGGAGGAAACAUGAAGCCCAAGGGUUUUUAUCUUCUCUUUCAAUAAAUUAUACUUAGAAACAUACAUUUUAUGUACAUGACAGGCCAAAAGUUUGGAAGCAAGGCCAUUACAGGCCGAAUAGUUGGGAGUAACUUCAAGUUUUGUUCACAAUGCUUUUUUUUAUAUCCAGCAUGAGUUUUAUGUAUUUUGGGAUGUAUUUACUCCAUGAUCAGAUGUUGCUUUUAUACAUAUGCACCAUUUUACUCCAUUUACCUUUAGAUAUAAAUUGAUGUUAACAGACCAUUGCUAUUUUGUGACCAUUGCAGGCUCACAAAAAUUGGACUUAAAAUGACUAGAAACAAGUUUGUACUGUUUGGUUCAAAACGCAGAGUCAGUGUCCGCAGACAAACAGGUGAACGUCUGAAAGCACCAUGUUUUACAGCCACAAUUCAGCAUGGAGGUGGUAGUUCCAUGGUAUGGGGAUAUUUUACAGGUGAUGGAGUAGGAGAUCUGUUUGAAGUUAAGGGUAUCAUGAAGAAGGGACAGUACCACUCCAUCCUCCAGCACCAUGCUGUUCCAUCUGGACUCAGACUUGUGGCUCAUAAGUUUGUUUUGCAGCAAGACAAUGACCCUAAGCACUCUGCCAAGCUCUGUCAGGGUUACCUAGACAAAAAAGAAGAGGAAGGUGUUCUUCAAAAGAUGGUUUGGCCCCCUCAGUCUCCAGACCUUUCUCCAAUAGAGCUUGUGCGGGAUGAAUUGGAUCGAUCGGUCAGAAAAACGCGUCCCACGAAUCAUCAGUCUUCUUUUAAUGAACUUAAGAAAGCUUGGAAUGCAAUCUCUGGAACAUACCUUAAAAAACUUGUGGAACGAAUACCUUGUAUAUGCCAAGCUGUUGUUAAAGCUAGAGGAGGUUACUUUAAAGAAAGCACAGUCUAAGCAACAAUAACUCAAAUACCUAAUAAUUAUAGUCAAAAUGUCUUCUGAUAAGUUACUCUCUACACAAUAGUCAUGUUUAUUGUGUUGCAUAUUAUACAUAUGAAACUAUGAUCUUUUUUUGUACAAAUCUGAUCUUGCUUCCAAACUUUUGGCCUGUAGUGUAGGUGUACUUGCAGAACCGGACUAUUUGAUGGUAAAAAGCAUUAGUGGUCAGCAGAAAUAUCAAAUACCUCCUUUCUUUCUGUGUCAAGCAAAUUCACAAGCAGGUGCAGGUGACAUUUAUGAGACAAUAGGUAAGCCCCAGUGACACACCCACAGAACCUUAAAAUAACAAUGUCCUUUGAAACUGUUUAUGAGCAAAUAAAUCAAAUCCUUUCAUUAAAUUUGUGUGUGAACCUCAGGCUAAAACUGCUACACUUUGACUUGAUUCGUAGUCAGAUUGUCAGAAUACUUAAGAUAAAAGAAUACAAUUACAGAUACAGAUAUGUCUCCCUCUAGCUUUCCUGGCCCAUGUAAAGCUCAGGUUAAAGAACGGCCCAUCAAAGAGAAGCCUGAUUCACCACAUGGCAUUUGCACAGAGGCUUCUGUAGACUCUCCAAUGAAUGAAGAGCAGAAAAAGUCUUCUUUGGAAACACAACCUGAAACCACACAGUUCCCGGUAGAUAGGGAAAGAGAGAUGGCCCGCAGGAAGGAGCAGGAACGUCGCAGGCAAGAGGCUGUAAGUACUAAAUAGUGCCAGUUCUAGUUGAAGUUUUAAGUGAAAUAGUUCUCUGACAAUGUCUCUUGAUGAUUUAUUUCCUUUUUAGAUGUCAAGCAUUGACAUGUCUUGGCAGCGGGAGAUUAUGACCGCAUUUGAGCUGAGCCUGGACUGAAAACAGACAAGGUUUUCAUGGAGAAACAAGCACUUUGAAAGGAAGGUUUACAUCUCAUAUCCAUGGAAACCUCUUACUUUCUUUGGCACUGAAGACCACUUCAUUUGAACUGUGGUUGUUAUGGAGACAGAAAAUAAAGUAUUAAUUAAGAAUUAAUGCCCAAAAUAAAUUGACAUGGGUCCUGCCUUCUGCUAGUACUUUAAUUGUUCAUUAAAUGUGAACUGAUCCCCUCUUGAAUAAGAGAAGAUCAGGAUGAAGCACUGUUAAAAUUCAAACCUAUAUAAAAUCGUUUGUUGGUAUUUCCCAUGUCUAGAUGCUCAGACCUGCACCCCACAGCUGUGUAUUACAAGCUUAUAAAUCCACCCAUACACUAUUUAAGGUUUCAGUGUUGUUUUUGUUUUUGUGUUGUUAUUCCAUUUGAUAAACCACUACCACCACAUUUCAGUUUAUCGAAAUUUAAUAUAGGACCAAAGAUAAACAUUUUAUCAUUUAAGUGUAUGUAUGCAUACCUUUCUCUUUAAAAAGCAUUCCUUCACAAAGGUAAAGUUGUAUGUGGAACACAGAUGGGAAGGUAUAUGUUAAAGUUUUCAAUGUAAUGGCAGAUAAGCUCAGUUCUUGGUGUGUCUGACUACUUGAAAAAUAUGUUUACUGUACACUCACUGCACUUUGUUGUUCAUACGGUUCUGGAUGUUCUGAUGUUUUGUUUGGAAAUUAUUAACUUAUUCUGUAUGUUACAGUUUAUAUUUUUUUUUACUUCAAAAUAAAGCUAUUCACCAAGUGAUCUGAAUCACUUCCUUUACUAAAUGAAGUUGUAAUAACAAAAAAAUUGU
Molecule: messenger RNA, 19752 nt
Organism: Xyrichtys novacula (pearly razorfish)
Lineage: Eukaryota; Metazoa; Chordata; Actinopteri; Labriformes; Labridae
Source: the annotation of a GenBank genome assembly